Messenger RNA from Dromiciops gliroides (monito del monte), 1321 nucleotides. It is a transcript of the gene SNRPA, whose product is annotated as small nuclear ribonucleoprotein polypeptide A. NCBI's taxonomy places the organism in Eukaryota, Metazoa, Chordata, Mammalia, Microbiotheria, Microbiotheriidae. Gene Ontology annotation, cellular component: U1 snRNP. The coding region runs from base 245 to 1090 and encodes 281 amino acids. Gene Ontology annotation, molecular function: U1 snRNA binding. Gene Ontology annotation, biological process: mRNA splicing, via spliceosome. The transcript is spliced from 8 exons. The record is from RefSeq and is a predicted model, not a curated record.
AGGAGGGACCCGCCAGAGAGCCGCCGGCAGAACUCGCGGACGCACGCCAUUAAGGCAUCCUCCGCCCUUCCUUCGGCCUGCUGCCGAGCUCCGUGGCGGCCCCGGGAAAGUUGCUGCUCCUGGAUCAGCCACCCGUGAGCAAGCGUCGUGGUGCGGUGGCCCGAGCCCUGGAUUGGACCUAGAGCCAACAGCGCGGACCCUUCCCUGCCUAACGCGUGAAUUGGGCCAAACUCAAGUUUCCACCAUGGCAGUGCCGGAGUCACGCCCCAACCACACCAUUUACAUCAAUAACCUCAAUGAGAAGAUAAAGAAGGAUGAAUUGAAGAAGUCCCUCUAUGCCAUCUUCUCACAGUUUGGCCAGAUCCUGGACAUUCUGGUGUCGAGGAGCCUGAAGAUGAGGGGCCAGGCUUUUGUCAUCUUCAAGGAGAUCAGCAGCGCCACCAACGCUCUGCGAUCCAUGCAGGGCUUUCCCUUUUACGACAAGCCUAUGAGAAUCCAGUAUGCCAAGUCAGACUCAGACAUCAUUGCCAAGAUGAAGGGCACCUAUGUGGAGCGUGACCGGAAGAGGGAGAAGAGAAAACCCAAGGGCCAAGAAACACCAGCGGUCAAGAAGGCUGUUCCAGGUGGGGCAGCGGCUCCAGUUGUGGCCGCUGUGCAGCCAGUACCAGGAAUGCCACCCAUGACCCAGGCCCCCCGCAUCAUGCACCAUCUUCCAGGGCAGCCACCGUAUAUGCCCCCUCCAGGGAUGAUCCCUCCACCUGGCCUGGCCCCUGGACAGAUCCCACCUGGUGCCAUGCCCCCGCAGCAGAUGAUGCCUGGACAGAUGCCACCUGCUCAGCCGUUGUCUGAAAACCCCCCCAACCAUAUCCUGUUUCUCACCAACCUGCCAGAGGAGACCAAUGAGCUCAUGCUAUCUAUGCUCUUCAAUCAGUUCCCUGGCUUCAAAGAGGUGCGUCUGGUGCCCGGGCGCCAUGACAUUGCCUUUGUGGAGUUUGACAAUGAAGUGCAGGCCGGGGCUGCCCGGGACGCCCUGCAGGGCUUCAAGAUCACCCAGAACAACGCUAUGAAGAUCUCUUUUGCCAAGAAAUAGCCCUGCCCCUGCCGCUCCCCUCUGCUCCCCCUUCCUCCCCUCUUUCCUUCCAGGGUGGCCCUCCCCCUGCUCCUCUGCUUGGGGCUGUUGUACCCGGAAGGUAAGUCCCCACUCCCCUUUGUCCUGUUGGCAUGAGUAUGCGUGGGUCUCAGCAUUGUACCCAGAGUCUGCCCUACAGACAUUGCACCUGGAGCUGUGGGCCAGAAAUAAAAGGUCGGAGACCUUGGUUGU